Molecule: messenger RNA, 546 nt
Organism: Hirsutella rhossiliensis
Lineage: Eukaryota; Fungi; Ascomycota; Sordariomycetes; Hypocreales; Ophiocordycipitaceae
Product: scytalone dehydratase domain-containing protein
Exons: 3
Coding region: 1-546 (181 amino acids)
Biological process (GO): melanin metabolic process
Molecular function (GO): scytalone dehydratase activity
Source: RefSeq, a predicted model, not a curated record
AUGGAUCCAUCUCCCACUAACGGUACUAAGACCUCCUCGCGAGGGGGCUCACUCGAACCCCUGACCUUCCAGGAGUAUCUCGAACUGAGCAACUUGGCUUUCAAUUGGGGAGAUAGCUAUGAUGCAAAGGAUUGGGCUCGAUUGAAAAGCAUCAUCGCACCCACUCUUUUCGUUGACUACACGCAAAUCGGAAAGGGGAAAUGGGAAGCCAUGCCAGCGGAGGACUUCAUGGCGAUGGCGUCUCAUGAUGACUUCCUUGGCGAUCCUUGCGUCAAAACCCAACACCUGUUUGGCGCAACCCGAUGGGAGCGGCUAUCGGAGUCUAAAUUCGUUGGACAUCAUCAGCUCCGGGUUGCGCAUCAGGUAUACACGGCGCCGGACUUCAAGACGGUCAAGGUACGGGGCCACGGCCAUGCUACGAAUGAACAUUACUAUACCAAGAUUGACGGGGUGUGGAAAUUUUCAGGCAUCAAGUCUUGCGUUAGAUGGUUCGAGCAUGACUUUGAGAAGGUCUUCAAGGGCUCCUACAAGGACGGGCAAAGUUGA